GCAACAUGCCAGGCUUAGCUGAUUUUAGUCUGAGCCAACACCCGCUGCUGCUACCCUGGGCCCAGGCAAGCCACUGACAGAGAUCCUGCCUGCCACCACUGGGUCUAGAGAUGGCUAGCAAUUUCACCACACCUCCCACAACUCCUCAGGGAAAUGACUGUGACCUCUAUGCACACCAAGACACAGCCAGGAUAGUAAUGCCUCUGCAUUAUAGCCUCGUAUUCAUCAUCGGGCUGGUGGGAAACCUACUGGCCUUGGUUGUCAUUGUCCAAAACAGGAAAAAAAUCAACUCUACCACCCUCUAUUCCAUGAAUCUGGUGAUUUCUGACAUCCUUUUCACCACGGCUUUGCCAACGCGGAUAGCCUACUAUGCACUGGGCUUUGACUGGCAGAUGGGUGACGCCCUGUGCAGGAUAACAGCUCUGGUGUUCUACAUCAACACUUACGCCGGGGUGAACUUCAUGACCUGCCUGAGCAUCGACCGCUUCAUUGCCGUGGUGCACCCUCUCCGCUACAACAAGAUGAAGAGAAUUGAGCAUGCCAAAGCUGUGUGCAUAUUUGUCUGGAUUCUGGUCUUUGCUCAAACUCUCCCACUACUCAUCAGCCCCAUGUCCAAGCAGGAGAAUGAAAGGAUCACUUGCAUGGAGUAUCCCAAUUUUGAAGACACAGAGUCUCUUCCCUGGAUUCUACUGGGUGCGUGUUUUAUUGGAUACGUGCUUCCACUCAUGAUCAUCCUCAUCUGCUACUCGCAGAUCUGCUGCAAGCUCUUCAGAACUGCCAAACAAAACCCACUCGCAGAGAAAUCUGGUGUAAACAGAAAAGCCCUCAACACAAUCAUUUUCAUCAUUGUCGUGUUUGUUCUCUGCUUCACGCCCUACCACGUGGCAAUUAUCCAACACAUGAUCAAGAAACUUCACUUCUCUGACCUCCUCGAGUGCCACCAAAGGCAUUCAUUCCAGAUUUCUCUGCACUUCACGGUGUGCUUGAUGAACUUCAACUGCUGCAUGGACCCUUUUAUAUAUUUCUUUGCAUGUAAAGGGUACAAGAGAAAGGUCAUGAAGAUGCUGAAACGUCAAGUCAGCGUAUCAAUUUCCAGCGCAGUGAGGUCAGCUCCCGAAGAAAAUUCACGUGAAAUGACAGAGUCGCAGAUGAUGAUACACUCCAAGACUUCAAAUGGAAAGUAAAGGGACCGCAUCCUCCCUGGACUUGGUAUGAACUCUGUAGGACUUCUCUCCCAAAGUAAAACAACUAUUCAGCUUCCAAUCAGGAUGCCUUUCAAAUGGACACUAUUUCCCACCAUCAAUGGAUAAACUGAUUGAGAAACAUCAAGUUUAAGCUCAAGAGAACAGUAUAAAGCAAGUUCUAAUUCAUAAAUGAAAUAAUACUGUAUCAAAAGGAAGCUCUCUAACUCUUGGUGAAGAAAAAGUUUUACAUUAAUAAAAAAUCAUUAAUAUUUCCUGCCAAUAAUGUGGCAAGAGACUGAUAGAUUGUAUAUUAUCAGUGUAAAAAUGUUAAUAUUGUAAUAUAUUUUGGUAACAUAUUUCCUUUUUUAUACUUUUAUUGUAUUUGUUUAUUUUUAUGUGGUUCCCAGGAUCAAACCCAGUGUCUCACACAUGCUAGGCAAGCGCUCUACCACAGCCCUGGCCUGGUAACGUAUUCCUUAAAUGCAUAUUUCCUUCCAUUUUAGAUCUUUGUCUCCUCAAUAAUAUGGUUUUUAUUUUGUUUUGUUCUGAGUCAUAACUGUUUCAAAGAACACUUCUGGAAUAAAAAGUAGGAAGCUACAGA
Messenger RNA from Marmota flaviventris (yellow-bellied marmot), 1785 nucleotides. It is a transcript of the gene Gpr183, whose product is annotated as G protein-coupled receptor 183. Gene Ontology annotation, biological process: B cell activation involved in immune response; G protein-coupled receptor signaling pathway. The record is from RefSeq and is a predicted model, not a curated record. NCBI's taxonomy places the organism in Eukaryota, Metazoa, Chordata, Mammalia, Rodentia, Sciuridae. Gene Ontology annotation, cellular component: membrane. Gene Ontology annotation, molecular function: oxysterol binding; G protein-coupled receptor activity.